AAUGAGGCCAACCCGGUCCCAAUCACUACACCCACUACAGCCCACCCCCACCCCCGGGGUUGUAGGCCUGGUCUUUCGCACGUAGCUUCUUUCGUGAUGCUCUUGCCCCGGGCCCUGUUCCUCCAAAUCCUACUUGGACACAGGCAGUGUGUACCAGACUGUGGCCUGUCUCUUGCGUCUGGAACAUCUCAGCAGAGUCUCUUCCUAUUUUCCUGGCAGCAACGGUAUCAAGGCUGCAUCCAUUUAGGAUUCUGAGGUUUCCUCGACACUGGACUGAGGGAGAGCACCUGCGAUUUCAUCUGGGCCUUCGGACUGUUCUAAGGGGUGAGAAUCACCUACAACUUAUCUACCAGCGAUGAAGAUUGAAAUCACAUGACCAUUGUUUUUUCAAGAUGGCACCGGCAUGGAGAAACAUGUACUUUGACUAUAGAAGACCCUGUUGAUGUACUGCAUUUGAAUUUCAACGAUUCCAUUUGACAAGAUUCCACAUAAUCGAUUAUUACGCAAAGUGGGAUCUCACAAUGUGGGGACAUCAUACUGCAGUGCCAAAUCCUCACCUGCACGAACUGUGGAGCUGAAUGAAGAUGAUAAGGAUCAGGCCCCGAUUACAAUGAAUACUUUGCAUAUGAUGAAAGCCUUCAAAGUUAUGAAUGAACUACGAAGUAAAAGCACACUGUGUGAUGUGACCAUUGUUGCUGAGGAUGUGGAAAUUGAAGCACAUCGUAUUGUCCUGGCAGCCUGCAGCCCUUAUUUCUGUGCCAUGUUUACAGGAGACAUGGCUGAAAGUAAAGCAAAGAAAGUCGAAAUAAAAGACAUAGAUGGACAUACACUAAGUAAACUAAUUGAUUAUAUAUACACUGCUGAAGUAGAAGUCAAUGAAGAGAAUGUGCAGGUGCUUUUACCUGCAGCCAGUCUGUUGCAGCUAAUGGAUGUAAGAACUGCUUGUUGUGAUUUUCUGCAAUCCCAGUUACAUCCAACCAACUGUCUGGGAAUUCGAGCAUUUGCAGAUGUUCAUACCUGUACGGAGCUGCUGGAUGAGGCCAAUGCAUAUGCAGAGCAACAUUUUCCUGAUGUAAUGCUAGGUGAAGAAUUUCUUAGUCUGAAUCUGGAUCAAGUAUGCAGUUUGAUAUCAAGUGAUAAGCUCACAGUUGCCUCAGAAGAAAAGGUAUUUGAAGCAGUUAUCUCUUGGAUAAAGUAUGACAAAGAAACUCGCCUGGACCACAUGGCAAAACUAAUGGAAAAUGUUCGCCUUCCACUGCUUCCACGGGAUUAUCUUGUCCAGACUGUAGAAGAGGAAGCUUUGAUAAAGAAUAAUAAUACAUGCAAAGAUUUCCUAAUUGAAGCCAUGAAAUACCAUUUACUUCCUCUUGAUCAACGAGCUGCGAUAAAGACAGCGCGCACAAGACCAAGGACCCCAAUCAGUCUACCCAAGGUAAUGAUAGUGGUUGGUGGUCAGGCGCCUAAAGCUAUACGAAGUGUGGAGUGCUACGACUUUAAAGACGACCGUUGGAAUCAAGUAGCAGAGCUUCCUUCCAGAAGGUGCAGAGCAGGUGUUGUAUACAUGAAUGGCCGUGUUUAUGCAGUGGGCGGAUUCAAUGGAUCGCUGAGAGUCCGGACUGUGGAUGUCUAUGAUGCAGUCAAAGACAACUGGACAUCCAUUGCCAGUAUGCAAGAGAGACGAAGUACUCUUGGAGCAGCAGUGUUAAAUGAUUUACUCUAUGCGGUUGGUGGAUUUGAUGGGAGUACAGGAUUAUCAUCAGUGGAGGCUUAUAAUUACAAAAUCAAUGAAUGGUUUUUCGUGGCACCCAUGAACACAAGAAGAAGUAGUGUUGGUGUUGGAGUUGUGGAAGGCAGGUUGUACGCAGUAGGUGGCUAUGAUGGAGCGUCACGCCAAUGUCUUAGCACUGUUGAAGCAUAUAAUCCAGUCAGCAAUGAAUGGACAUACGUUUCAGAUAUGAGUACACGUCGUAGUGGUGCAGGGGUGGGGGUUCUGAAUGGCCAAUUGUAUGCAACUGGGGGUCACGAUGGACCUUUGGUGAGGAAAAGUGUUGAGGUGUACGACCCAUCCACAAACAUUUGGAGGCAAGUGGCAGACAUGAAUAUGUGUCGGAGGAAUGCAGGAGUUUGUGUGGUAAAUGGAUUUUUGUAUGUAAUUGGAGGAGAUGAUGGUUCAUCAAAUUUAGCUUCUGUGGAAUUCUACAAUUCUAUAACUGACAAGUGGACACUAUUACCGAGCAAUAUGAGUACUGGAAGAAGCUACGCAGGUAAAGCUGUUGCAGGUGUUGCGGUUAUUGAUAAACCACUAUGACUCUACACUUGAGCCGCAGUUGGAUUGAAGUGAAAACUGAUUCACAUUUUACUGAAGACUUACCUAGGUUUUAUUUUAACUAUUUAUGAUACUUGGAUGCAUGGUAUUCUGUGUGAAGCACAGUUACCCUGUCAAAAAAUACCAGCACUGCAAUAUGUGUUUUUAAAAGAAGAAUCAAGCACGAACCAAAGGAUAUAUCAAGAUAUAAAACAUGUUCACAAUUAGCACUGCAGGUGAUACUAAAACAUUGUGCAAUAAGCACAUGCUAUCAGCUUGGUCUUGCCAAGUGAUCUGGAAUGUCCAGUGUAGACAAGUGUCAGCCUUCGAUAGAGACCUACUAACUGGAAAAUGUGAAUUUUCUACUGUUACAUGUGAGUUCUACACAUUAUCAUUGCUGAAAAUCAAGCUGCUGCCUUUAAAGCACAACUAUUUGGAUCAGAUGAAGCACUGUAUUACCAUAAUUAACAUUUUAAAAGGGAGACGAACCCAACAUUCUAACCUUGGAGGAGCAUAAAAGAUACUUGCCAUAAUGAUUUGUACUGAAAUGAAUUGCUACUUUUAUUUCAAAAAAUGUACAACACCUCUUUCCUUCCUCUGACUUAAGAUUAGACCCUCAAAUUUGAGAACUGAGCUAAAAGAAGGUAUAAAAUUUGUAAGUUGAUCCUUUGGGUGCCAGGAAGUUUAAUGCAGCCUUCAGAUUUUGUGAGCGUGCUAUUGCCAGUACAGAAAUUCUUUGGACCCUUUUGUAAUGAUACCAUGCUACAUAUUUUUCCAAACCAAAAUGGACUAGAACUGUUGUGGACAUUUCCAGACGUUGUUAAGAUUAAUGACAUUAAUUAGGAUUAAUUGUAAUCAGCAGUAUUUUUUUUUAAAAAAACCCUUGGCCACUGAUGAUGUGGAGGUGGUUACAGGCAAGCUAGGAUGUCAUAGCUGCCCCUCCAGUUGAUCUAGAGGAGGUGGAUUUAGCUGGUAUAAUCGUACACUAGGCAAAUUGUAUCUCUGAGAAAGACAAAUUGAAAGUAACUUGAACAAGGAUUAUAAAAAUAUUUGCCUUUAACCUCAAAUUUCUAUUGUCCAGCCUUUCAAAGUUUGUAGCUAAUUGUUUGACAAUUUUAAAUGGAUGCUGCCACCUAUGGUAAUUUCUGAUAAAAAUGCUAAAACUUUUUUUUUUAAGAAAAGUAAAAUGAUGAUAAUAUUUUAAUACUAAGUGUAUUCAAAUUAAUUUUGGCUACAGAUAGUUUGCUUUUAUAUCUGUUCAUACUUGGAGCAGUAUAGGUUCAAGGUUUUGAGGUUGUAUUGUAUUCCUGAUGUGAGUAGAGUUUUUUAACCUGUAACACACUAUUUAAUAAGAUUGUAAAUUUGUUAAAUAGAUAUUAACUAACGGGUUAUAGCCUUAUUUGUUUUGGGUUUUUGCUCCUAUGUGUGACAUCAUCUUAAAAACAGAUUUUUGUACUAUUGGCUUUAGACUUUUUGAAUUUCUUUCAUUUUCAUUUUCUUCUUGACUGUUUCCUUUCUGCACUUAAAACUUUUUAAAAGCUUUGUAUUUUUAAGGUUGCUCAUUUUUCCUGUCUAAUAAAUUGCCACAUACUCUAUUGUUUUCACUGUGUGUGCCUCUGUUUUCCCUUCUAUGCUUAUUGAUUCUUCAGGCUCUUAGCAUUGAAAUAUAUUUCAGUUUUAUUUUCUAUGUGUCUGUAUUCAGAGAAGUUCAACUCUUAUGGACAAGGUUUGAUACUUGGAGAUACUUGCGAUUUUGCAUUUUAAUAUUUCUUACAUCCAAUCCAUCUUUUCAUUUAAUUUCUCAUAUUUAAACAUUUUCUUUCCAUUAUUUAAUGUCAUGGUUUUUUGUUCCCUCAUUUCUUGUGUUUUUCUUUUGAAUCCUAUUUUGCCUCUUUCCAUGUAGCCACCAAACACUACUAGUAAUGCUUGUUGGACCUGCUAAGUGUUGAUCAUGGCUUGCUUAAAAGUGUUACCUAGUGCAGGAUGAGGGGGCAAUAUGGAAAAUAUAAAAUGCAAUAGGAAAUGAAUGAAAUGUUAAGCUUGGGGCCCAAUGGGCAGACGUGACAGUGGACUUGUAGUCAAAUUAAUUGUUAAUGCAAAAAUGUUUAUGCCCAGCCUUUCAAAUUAAUCUGCUAAUAUGUAUAUUUGAAUUAGAAGAGGUGUAACAAUUAUGGAAAUUUAUAGUUUUCUUUGCAUACAAAUUUUUGAUUAUGGUUCACUUGCUCAUACACAUAACUGUAGGUUGGUUUGAAUAUUUUUGGCAAUUUAAUGACAAACAAAUUUAGUUCAAUACAAAUCAUGUUUUUGUGCCACUGAUUAUCAGCAAAAGUUAUUGAAUUCAAUAAUAAUUGCGCUUCUUAUGUCAAACAUAAGUUACUAAAUUAAUUUAUGGAUGUUAUUAAGUUCAGUUCUUAAACUAUUUCAUCCUAAGCAGUGUUACAAAAUAACUCUUCAUCCAUAAUAGUGUCAUAAAACAUAAUUAAGUUGUAAUUCUGUAACUCUGACAUUAUUAAUAUGUAAUAGACAACCAAAUCAGGUGAAAACGGUCAUACUAUAGUGACAGAGUAUGGUGUCAGGGAAUAAUGUACCAUUGUACUCUGCUGUCAUUUGAAACAGUGUUUGAAAUCUUUUUGUUUUAUGUUGUGAUUUAUUUUAAAUGUUCCUGCCAUAUCUGUGGAACACUAGACUGUGAAGCACUCCUGACUGUAUUUUAUUUUUUUCAACUUGUCAAUAAAAUGGCAGAAAUAAUUUGAA
Messenger RNA from Rhincodon typus (whale shark), 5059 nucleotides. RefSeq names its product kelch-like protein 3. Lineage: Eukaryota; Metazoa; Chordata; Chondrichthyes; Orectolobiformes; Rhincodontidae. Bases 611 to 2308 code for a protein of 565 amino acids. The record is from RefSeq and is a predicted model, not a curated record. Gene Ontology annotation, molecular function: protein binding. The transcript has 17 exons.